Thalassophryne amazonica is the source of this 4667-nucleotide messenger RNA. RefSeq names its product angiotensin I converting enzyme (peptidyl-dipeptidase A) 1 (gene ace). Gene Ontology annotation, biological process: proteolysis. The transcript is spliced from 25 exons. NCBI's taxonomy places the organism in Eukaryota, Metazoa, Chordata, Actinopteri, Batrachoidiformes, Batrachoididae. Bases 194 to 4048 code for a protein of 1284 amino acids. Gene Ontology annotation, cellular component: plasma membrane. The record is from RefSeq and is a predicted model, not a curated record. Gene Ontology annotation, molecular function: metallopeptidase activity; peptidyl-dipeptidase activity.
GCUCCAGUCAGCUUUUACCAGCAGCCGGUGCUGGAAGGCUGAAGAAGGGAGCAGUGAAGGAGUGGAUGAGACAACAGCUCCAGGGGGAAAGUGCAACUCUCACCUCAUUGGCACAAGCGUAUUUUUAGCCCUGCCUUCAGCCUCUUCCACUUGACACUCAUUCUCUGUCCUCUGUCAUUGCUGGGAGCGAGCCAUGGACAGGUCUCUGUGGUCACUUGUGCUGCUGCUGCCAGUCUUGGGAUUCUGCGGCGCUUUGCCGGCUGACUGGCUGCCAGGAAAUUACUCUACUACCCCAGAAGAUGCAGGGACGUUUGCGUUUGACUACAACAGCACUGCUGAGCAGGUGUUGUUCAGAAGUGUCUCAGCCAGCUGGAACUACAACACCAACUUGACGGACUUCAACUCACAGCUGCAGGUAAAUGCAUCCUUGGAGGAACAGGCCUUCACUGAAGCCUGGGGGUUGAAGGCUAAGAAGGUCUUCCCUCCUACGUUUCUCGAGACACUACCUGAUAACUCAACCAAGACUCUCAUCAGCAAAAUCAGCAUAUUGGGAUCUGCCAACCUGCCCCAUGAUAAAAGACUCGAGUAUAACACGAUUCUCAGCACCAUGGACAAUAUUUAUUCAACAGCCAAGGUGCAUCCAAAGCCAAACAUAAGCUGGAGUUUGGAACCUGAAUUGACAGAAAUCAUGGCCAACUCUAGGAGCUACAAGAAGCUCUUGUUUGCCUGGGAGGGUUGGCACGAUGCAGCAGGUACACCACUCAGAAACCACUACCCCAGGUUUGUGGAGCUCAGUAACGAGGCCUCUAGAGCCGAUGGCUACGAGGACACUGGUGCUUACUGGCGCUCAUGGUACGAGACGAAAACCUUUCAGAAAGACUUGGAGAAUCUCUACAAGACCAUUGAGCCGCUCUACCUGAACCUACAUGCCUUUGUACGCCGCAAACUCUACAACCACUAUGGUCCAAAGUACAUUAACCUCAAAGGACCCAUCCCCGCUCACUUGCUAGGAAACAUGUGGGCUCAAACUUGGAACAAUAUCUACAGUAUGAUGAUCCCAUUUCCUGGAAAACCCAACAUUGAUGUGACUGAUGAGAUGGUCAGACAAGGAUAUAAUGCUACGCACAUGUUUCAUGUCGCUGAGGAGUUCUUCACCUCUCUGGGUCUGAUCGAGAUGCCACAGGAGUUCUGGGAUAAAUCCAUGCUGGUAAAGCCUCCUGAUCGUGAGGUAGUUUGCCACGCGUCUGCCUGGGACUUCUACAACCGUAAAGACUUCAGGAUAAAGCAGUGCACAACUGUAACUAUGGAGCAGCUGUUUACUGUGCACCAUGAAAUGGGACAUGUCGAGUACUACCUGCAAUACAAAGACCAGCCUGUAGGCUUCCGUAGGGGAGCCAACCCUGGUUUUCAUGAGGCCAUUGGCGAUGUUAUGUCUCUCUCUGUUUCUACACCUAAACAUCUGCACACCAUUGGCCUGCUGGGCAGUGUGACCGAUGAUAAAGAGUCUGAUAUAAACUUCUUGUUCAAGACUGCUCUGGAGAAGAUUGCUUUCCUACCUUUUGGCUACCUCAUUGAUCAGUGGAGGUGGAAUGUGUUCAGUGGAAACACUCCCAAAGAGCGUUACAACGCUGACUGGUGGUAUCUCAGGACAAAAUACCAAGGUAUCUGUCCGCCUACUAAGCGCACAGAGUCACAGAUGGAUGCUGGGGCAAAAUACCACAUUCCUGGUAACACACCAUACAUCAGAUAUUUCGUCAGUUUUAUUCUGCAAUUCCAGUUUCAUGAGAAGUUGUGUGAGGCGGCUAAACAUACCGGCCCCAUUCACAAAUGUGACAUCUACAGAUCCAAGGAAGCAGGAGCAAUUUUAGAGAAGGUACUUAAGGCUGGAUCUUCCAAACCUUGGCCUGAUGUGCUGCAGGAAGCUAUAGGAACCAAUAUGAUGGAUGCUGGUGCACUGAUGAGAUACUUUAAGCCAGUUACUGAUUGGCUGAAAGAGCAGAAUGUGAAUGAGACUCUGGGGUGGCCGGACUUUAACUGGAUGCCACCGAUUCCUGAGGGCUAUCCUGAGGAUAUUGAUAAGAACACAGAUGAGCUUUCCGCGAAGAAGCUGCUAGAUGAGUAUAACGAGACGGCCGAGGUGGUGUGGAACGCCUACACGGAGGCUUCGUGGGCGUACAACACUGACAUCAAUGACGCCAACAAGGAGGCGAUGCUGCAGAAAAACCUGCUGAUGUCGAACCACAGCCUGGAGUACGGACUGAAGGCUCGUCAGUACGACACUACUGACUUCCAAGAUGGCUCGGUCAAACGUAUAAUUAAAAAACUAGGAGACAUUGAGAGGGCCGCAUUGCCCCCAGAACUCCUAAAAGAGUACAACACUCUGUUGUCCAACAUGGAGACCGAAUACAGUGUGGCUGAAGUCUGCAGAGAUGAUGGAACAUGCCAUCCACUGGAUCCAGAUCUCCAGAAGAUCAUGGCUCAGUCCAGAGAUUACGACGAACUGUUAUUUGCUUGGAAAGGUUGGCGAGACUCUGCUGGCAAAGCUGUCCAUCAGCAUUACAAGAGAUAUGUCGAGCUAGCCAACAUGGCUGCCACGCUCAACGGCCAUACUGACAAUGGGGCUUUCUGGCGCUCCCUGUAUGACACUCCGACAUUGGAGCAGGACCUGGAGACUCUGUGGAAGGAGCUGGAGCCGCUCUACCUGAACCUGCACGCCUAUGUCCGAAGAGGUCUCUACAAAAAGUACGGCGAAAAGUACAUCAACCUAAAAGGACCUAUUCCAGCUCACUUGCUAGGCAACAUGUGGGCGCAGACGUGGUCUGGCAUUAUGGAUUUGGUCAUACCGUACCCAGACGCCACACAAGUCGACGCUACGCCAAACAUGGUGAAACAGGGCUGGAAUGCUACCAAAAUGUUCCAGGAAUCGGACAAAUUUUUCACCUCUCUGGGGCUUUUGAAAAUGCCCAAAGAGUUCUGGGAAAAAUCAAUGCUGGUGAAGCCUUCUGAUGGACGCAAGGUGGUGUGCCACGCAUCUGCAUGGGACUUUUACAAUCGGAAAGACUUCAGGAUCAAGCAGUGUACCGUGGUGACGAUGGAUGACCUCAUCACUGUGCACCAUGAGAUGGGUCACGUCCAGUACUUCCUGCAGUAUAAAGAACAGCCUGUGUCCUUCCGCGAUGGAGCCAAUCCUGGAUUCCACGAAGCCAUUGGGGAUGUAUUAGCCCUCUCUGUGUCUACACCCAAACAUCUGCACAGCAUUGGCCUCCUGGAUAAAGUUGAGGACAAUCAUGAGAGUGAUAUCAACUUCCUGAUGAGCAUGGCCUUGGAUAAAAUUGCCUUCCUGCCUUUUGGUUACCUGAUGGAUCAGUGGAGAUGGAAGGUAUUUGAUGGCCGCAUUUCCACGUCAGAGUACAACAAGGAGUGGUGGAACCUCAGAAUGAAGUAUCAGGGACUGUGUCCACCUGUAACCCGCAGUGAAGAUGAUUUCGACCCGGGUGCAAAGUUCCACAUUCCUGCAAAUGUGCCUUACCUGAGGUACUUUGUCAGCUUCAUCAUCCAGUUUCAGUUCCACAAAGCUCUUUGUGACGCUGCCAAACACACGGGGCCGCUGCAUAAGUGUGAUAUUUACCAGUCCAAAGAGGCUGGAAAGCUGCUGGGCGAUGUGAUGAAGCUGGGCUACAGUAAACCCUGGCCAGAGGCCAUGACCAUGAUCACGGGCCAGCCGAAAAUGAGCGCUCAGCCACUCAUGGAAUAUUUCCAGCUGCUAAUUGCCUGGCUGGAAGAGGAGAACAAUAAGAACAAUGACGUACGUGGGUGGCCCGAGUACGACUGGAGCCCUUCAAGUAAAGUUGUUCAGACUACUAAAGUGGACUUUCUGGGAAUGAACUUGGACAAGUCAGCUGCUAUAGCUGGUCAGUGGAUCCUCCUGGUCCUUGGACUGGUCCUUUUGGUAGCCACCAUCCUACUAGCCUACAAAUACAAGAAGUCAAGAAAGCCUGAAAAGUCCAUGUCUACAUUGGAGCUCAAGCAAAAAGAGCUUGACGGCUGAUGUAAUGCUGCAUUUGAUGGGAACUGGGUGCUCAAAAUUUCCAACAUCAAAGAAAUCCCCACCAGAGUUCAAAAUUCCUCUUUGGUGACAUGGGAAUAAUUUCUCAUGAUGUUUGCAUAUGACAUCAUUCUCCAUAAUGGCAGCUUACACAGUAAAAGUUAUCCAGCAUGUGACAACACAAUCACAUCUUUUGAUUGAAUUUAAACGUUAACAUACCUCUUUUGUUCUUCUGUUUCUUCAAUUAACUCAAACACUUUUAUUGACAAGGAAUUGCUGCUUGCAUGUUUUUCCCCACCAAGGUUGAAAAUUCUGAAAUUUUGAAUUCUGACUUUUAUACUUCAUAAGUACAUCUAAUGCAGCAUAAGUCCUAUCUAAAUGUAGCUAGUGCAGUACCAACCUCAAUGUGAACAUCAUUAACUACGUGUAUACGGCAGCACAUACUCGUAUGAUCAAAACCGACUUUUAUUUCUGCCUCCCAAUCUUAUUUUGUAUAUUUGUUGUAUACUUUUUUUUUUAUUUUGAUUUUUUUUUUUCUGAUGCAUAAAUGAAUCAUAAAAUUUUGUAAUUGUUGUAAUAUUUCACCGUUCUGGGGUGGUGUGAGGGGAAUGUUGUAAAAUGU